GGCUGUUUGUAACUUUGCUGCCUCGGUCGCCGCGGUCCCCGGGGAGCGGGCUCCGGCGCUCGCUCCCAUUGGCCACCGCCGCGUCAGCUGGUGCGAUUUGCUGCUGUCGCUUUUGGCGUUCGGCCAUCCAGAAACAAACCAGUUCGAUGACUACUAAUAGUUAUAGCCAGAUGUACUAAUACACAACAAAUCACAGUCCUGCAGUGGGGCGCGCAAAUGAGUUCCUAUUUUGUGAAUCCCACUUUCCCCGGGAGCCUGCCCAGCGGCCAGGACUCCUUCUUGGGCCAGCUGCCCCUCUACCCGGCCGGCUAUGACGCGCUGAGGCCCUUCCCGGCCUCGUACGGGGCGUCGAGCCUCCCGGACAAGACGUACACCUCACCUUGUUUCUACCAACAAUCCAACUCGGUCCUGGCCUGCAACCGGGCGUCCUACGAGUACGGGGCCUCGUGUUUCUAUUCUGAUAAGGACCUCAGUGGCGCCUCGCCCUCGGGCAGUGGCAAACAGAGGGGCCCCGGGGACUACCUGCACUUUUCUCCCGAGCAGCAGUACAAACCCGACAGCAGCAGUGUGCCGGGCAAAGCCCUCCAUGACGAAGUCACCGACCGGAAGUACACGAGCCCCGUUUACCCCUGGAUGCAGCGGAUGAACUCCUGCGCGGGUGCUGUGUACGGGAGUCACGGGCGCCGAGGCCGCCAGACCUACACUCGCUACCAGACGCUGGAGCUGGAGAAGGAAUUCCACUUCAACCGCUACCUGACACGGCGCCGCCGCAUCGAGAUCGCCAAUGCGCUCUGCCUCACCGAGCGCCAGAUCAAGAUCUGGUUCCAGAACCGCCGCAUGAAGUGGAAAAAGGAAAAUAAACUCAUCAAUUCCACACAGCCCAGCGGGGAGGAAGCUGAGGCUAAGGCGGGCGAGUAGACGCCUGGGCAGGGACCAGGCCAGCGCUACAACCUCCCUUGGCUUCGCCCCCUUGCCUUUGCCUGCUCCCCAACUUUUCUCCCCACCUGCUCCCAUCCGUGGGGCCCACGCAACUUCAGGGGAGCCCGGAGCUUUGCAAACGCCUGAGCAUUUAUUUCUUACCAAAAAAAAAAAAAAAUGAAAGA
Rhinolophus ferrumequinum (greater horseshoe bat) is the source of this 1103-nucleotide messenger RNA. RefSeq names its product homeobox A6 (gene HOXA6). The transcript is spliced from 2 exons. NCBI's taxonomy places the organism in Eukaryota, Metazoa, Chordata, Mammalia, Chiroptera, Rhinolophidae. Gene Ontology annotation, molecular function: DNA-binding transcription factor activity, RNA polymerase II-specific; RNA polymerase II cis-regulatory region sequence-specific DNA binding. Bases 217 to 918 code for a protein of 233 amino acids. Gene Ontology annotation, cellular component: nucleus. The record is from RefSeq and is a predicted model, not a curated record. Gene Ontology annotation, biological process: anterior/posterior pattern specification; regulation of transcription by RNA polymerase II.